Molecule: messenger RNA, 2749 nt
Organism: Trichoderma harzianum CBS 226.95
Lineage: Eukaryota; Fungi; Ascomycota; Sordariomycetes; Hypocreales; Hypocreaceae
Exons: 5
Coding region: 323-2326 (667 amino acids)
Source: RefSeq, a predicted model, not a curated record
ACGAUUUGGACGGUGCAUCUACAACUGAACUGCGCAAACACCGCCAAAGACACCACCUGGACCCGGCUAUCCAUAUCUUGCCUCUCGAUCAAACCAAGUGAAGAAUCUCAGCUCUUUCACCCCCAAGAUCAUCCCGCUGGCCCUCUGGCAAUUCCGCUAUCCGACUUGCCGACUUCAAGUCCGCCUCUCGUACCGUCGCUACCACCAAAGCACCAAAGCUCUCAGCCUCCAGCUAUCCCUCGAGUCCAAACCCGCGGUUGUUCCUUAUUCUGCUUCGAAACUCAUAUCGUCCUAUGGUCACCUACUACAUCUGUGAUUCAUAAUGAGCGGACGCAGGCGAAGGGCGUCGACGUCGAGCGUCGAAACCAUAGAUGGAGACAAGAUCCGCUGGUUGCAGGAGUCUUCCGUUGUCAGAUCACAGCCCAAGGACGUCUCCAAGGAUGAUUAUCCUUGCUUCGAGCUGCGCGAUGCCACCGUCUACGAUAGAAAGGGAGAGGCUCUCGAGAACGCACUCAAUGUCGUCGUGCGAGGCCCAUACGUCGUGCGAGGCCAUCUCAUCAUAGACGAUCCCUCUCAAAAGACACACCUAAUCAUGAGGGUCCGAGCAUCUACACCCAUAGAAAUCCGCCAUUGUAUCGCAUAUUCGAUCGGAGAGGACGAUGGGCGCCCUGUUGUGUGGGUUCUGGGUCGAGGCGGCUGGUACGAGAUCAACCCUUCAGACGCAUACCGACCGAUAUUCAAUAAGAUGUGCGAGGCCACGACCAUGUACUACAGUUUGGUGGACAUAUACAGCUCUGGCAAAUUUAGCAAGACACCCACCGCACCGGGUGCCAACCUCCUGGAGGCUCUCCGCACUGAUUUGUUGCAGUAUGCCAUGAAAGUAGGCGAUGGAGCAACGUUCAACGAGGUUAUACAGCGGUGUGCUGAGCACGCCAUCUUCUUCGUCUGCCAAUUUGGACAGGAGUCUCUCAGCCUUAUAGACUGGAAGCAAACCCCAUUCCAUAAAUGGUUCACGGUUGAGCACGCCGACGUGGUGCAUAAAACAGAGUUGGCGCUCAAAAACCCACGAAAACCAAGCAGUCCGGCGCGUGAGAUAGUGAGUCCGGCGCCGAGUAACAGGUCCUCCAAUCGCAUUACUAGGAGUCUAAGCACGGAGGUUGUUGAUCCCGAUCAAAUCCAGCUAUCGAAACGGCCGAAACCAAGUCCUCUUGCAGAUGUGGCCAGCCCUAGUGCUGCUGCUCAGAGACCAGCAAUGCCUACGCAAUCUGCUGACGGUGCAAUGAGCACUGCAGCAGAUGAUGACUCUCCGUUGGCCUCCGUCCUCGCUGCAUUAGAAGCGUUAUAUGCCGAAAAGGGGGGUUCUAAAAAGGGUCUCACUGCGACGAAUUCUCUCAAUUUUAUCUAUUUCAACUACAGAAUCCCCAACUACAAAGACGGCUCUGUAGGAGCCCAUCGCAUUCCCGCCGAAGAAGUCUUGCAUUAUAAUGCUGCCGCCUUAUUGCAGGUACUUGACAAGGGGAGGUUCCAGAAGCACGAGCUCUGGUCUUUUCUCGAGGAGUUGUCAACAAAGCCAUUUUCUACCCGCGCCAUAAAAGCAUCGGAAUUUCCUUUUCGACUGAUACCGCGCAAAGCCAUGCCGCGUCAAUCCAAGAAGCCAGCGCCAACUGCUGUUGACCCAGAAUCAUCCUCACAUGAAGCUGGUGCAGCAAGUCCCAACGAUCCUCCUCGGCAUAUCGGCAAAUCAUUGAAACGACCUGGCCGGAGACCGAUCAAAACAUCAGGCCUACGAACAGGAACUGCCUCCAAGAAAAGAACUCACGCCGAGAUUGGAGAUGAGAGUGAGCCGGACUCCGAAGCCUCAGGCAUCAAACGGUCACACUAUUUCUCGGAUAAGGACGAGGAGGAGGAAGAGGGGGACACUUCUAUGCAAGACUUGACCGAAUUGAACACCCCUAGAAAAGCUGGUCCGUCUGUUCAGUCGCAAUCAGACGACGUAGAGCCGAUCCAGAUUGUAAUUCGCACAGAGAAGAUACCUUCCACCGUCCCCAAAGGCCCCGAUGAUACUUGGACGUGCGAAGAAGAUGGCUGCGCUUAUGUUGUGCGAGGUGGUGACGCGCAAGGGUGUCAAACUCGGAUUCAAAAGCACUUUGAAGAACACCAGGAGCAGAACAAAAGACUCAACCUCGCAGUCACAGAAAGCAGCCGUGGCCACAUGCCGAUUAAUCAUCUACUCGAGAAGCUCAAGCGAAUGGGCGAAAAAGCCCAGCCGAACCAGUCGCCGGAUGGAACACUUCCGCAGCCGAUCAAGAGGAAACUGAUAGUGUGACGCUGCAGCUCGAGGACGACGAUUGAAUUUUUCUGAUUCAGCUGCUCGUGGACGGUAAAAACUCACGUGAAUGGCUGACUUUUGUCUUUUUUGCCCAUUGCUCUUCUUUUGCUCUUUGUCUUUAUCUAUUCGCAUUUUUAGAUGUAAUGGCAUGCGGUCGGGAUGGUGGUUUCGGGAUAAAGGGAUAUCGGGAUGGGGGCAUUAACAAAGCGGAGUUUACGGUUGAGAAAUGAAACGACUUUUGCGAUUUGUAUUUGACGAGUGCAUGAUGAUUUACACGCCUGCUGUUUUGUCUCUGGUAGAUAGCUUUGGAAGGAAUGGAAAUAUUUUGGGAUAGGAUAGCCAUCAGGCAGCCUGAUAGGGAAUGGAAAUUCACAUAAUAGCAUUCAUGAGAAGAGGCAUUCUAUCAAGUAUGAAGUAAGC